Callorhinchus milii (elephant shark) is the source of this 2262-nucleotide messenger RNA. RefSeq names its product C2 calcium dependent domain containing 4A (gene c2cd4a). The transcript has 2 exons. The record is from RefSeq and is a predicted model, not a curated record. Bases 890 to 2152 code for a protein of 420 amino acids. NCBI's taxonomy places the organism in Eukaryota, Metazoa, Chordata, Chondrichthyes, Chimaeriformes, Callorhinchidae.
CAGUGGAAAUAGUUUCUCACAAUUUAUCUUCUCAAAUCCUUUCUUUCAGCCAAUUCUCAAUGUGUGCCCUCCUAUCGGUGACUUACUAGGAUUGGAGAAAAUAGCAAAAACAAAUGGAGGAAACCCCAUUUUUUUUUAAAAAAAGGCAUCGAAUCCAUGGAAACACUGGGAACAUUACAAACGCUACCGACAGUAAUGCAACACGUACUCAGUAGGUGGCAGUGCGUCGUUCAAUAUACCACAUCUGGAAGUUCAACAGUUAAAGCCAUCAGGAUUAGAAAUUGCCAAUCACUGUUUUAAUCAUUUGUUUUUUGGUGCACGAAGCCUUCAAGUCAGAGACGGUUCUUUUCCUCGGCGCCCUUUCUCUUUUCUGUUGGACUUUCAGCAAUUACAGGAUGUGAUAUCGCAUGCAUCGGUUUGCAGGGGGAACGGCUCAGGUUAUGAACAGCAAAGCAGCACUUCUGUAACCCCCGCGUCCACGCAUCGGUCCCGCCACACAGUGGAGCAUUUGCUGCCCUGAUGCAACUGGCUGGAAAGGGUUGAAUGUCUCCAAUUCGGUUGGAUGACCCAUGAAUCACUGUACCCAAAGGCGGAAUGAUUGGCUGAGUAGGUUCCUGAGACUCACCGGUUGAGUGCAUAAGAGUGCAGUGUUGAGCUCCAGGAGCUCUGUGCGUGGCUGUACUGAGCGAUAGGGAGUUCGGUGUCGUGUUCGGUCAAUCCACUCAGUCCAGUCCAGUCCAGUCCAGUGCUGUCUUGAAAGCUGAUUGAUUAUUGCUCCGUGGAAGUGAUUGAUUAUUGCUCCGUGGAAGUGAUUGAUUAUUGCUCCGUGGAAGUGAUUGAUUGUUGCUCCGUGGAAGUGAUUGAUUAUUGCCGGAGACCGGUGACAGCGAUGUUCAGUUUGGAUCGCAGCCCAUCGGAGAGGCUGAACGAAACCUUUUACUCCAAAGUCCUGACUCCUGACCGCAUCCCCGAAUUCUUCAUCCCACCCCGACUCGCCUCGCACCGAGCGGUGGUCCCCGACGCCGGCGGAUCGGCUCCGGGUGUUGGACGGUCCCCUCCCGGCGGCCGGAGCGGACCGGGACUCACCGUCCAGGUGGAGAACGUGGACUCGGGAUGCGGUUACAGCGACGAGGAGAGCACCGACGCGGACCCCCUGUCCCGGGCCGCCCUCUCGCUGACCCACCUGCGCAAAGCUCAAACCUCCUACGGGUUUUGCGCGCUGUUGGAGAGCCCCCACACGAGGCGCAAGGAAUCGCUCUUCCACGGCCACCCGGUGAACCCGAGCGCCUCCCCCGUCCUCUGGAGAGGGCGAGCGAACACCUACAGCACGGGGGUCGCGACGGCCGCCCCCCUCCGGGCCAACUCCUGGGCGGUCAGAGUUUCGUCCCCCGAGAUCAGGGCCCGAUUCGGCUCCGGACACCCGGGGCUCCAGAGGAAGAGCGCCUCGGACAGUGACACCGCUUCGUCGACCGAGUCCUCCCCGUUCGGCUCCCCGCGCCUGACCAGGUCCCCGCCCGGGUCGUCCCUCUUCAAGGCGCUCGGGCAGGAAAGGCUGUUCGGGAGGACCUUCAGAAACGGAGGCAGAGCCGCUCCAGUCGGGAGCGACUCCCCUCCGCCCACCGACGAGGGGAGUUCCGCCGACACCAGUCCCGACAUCACACGCCGAAGGGCUUCGGAGGAGGUGUCGGGCUUCCCGUCCGGUCCGGCGCCCAACCUCCUCCUGGCGCCCCCGAGCGCUUUCCACCUGGACCUCGGCUGCUGCAGAGAGACCCGCGCGACCGAAAACUCGGUGCCUUUGGGCCAAAGCGGUGUCUUGAGAUUGUCCGCAGAGUACUGCCGAGAGAACCGAAGGGUACAAGUCCGACUCAUCAGCGUCGAGGGGCUGUACGCGGCGUCCAUUGAGCCCCAACACAUCCACUGCUGCGUAACCCUCUGCCUGUCGCCGGGGAAGGUCCAAAAGCAACGGAGCGCGGCCGUUCGCAAAAGCAGAAACCCCAUCUUCAACGAAGACUUCUUCUUCGACGGGGUCUCCGGCGACCAACUCUUCGAUCGAUUCUUGAAAGUGAAAGCCAUCAACAAGAUGUCCAGCGUGAAACGGGACCAUGUGCUCGGAGUGUGCGAGCUCCGCUUGGGGACGCUUCUCGCCCUGUAAAGUGGUUUGGCCCCUGGAAAUGAUUCGACUCGAUGUUUAACUUUUGUAACUUGUUUUUUUUAAUAAAACGCCUCUGAGCGGACCGGGUGCAAUCCCUCUCGUCAUUUCCA